Ectocarpus siliculosus is the source of this 444-nucleotide messenger RNA. NCBI's taxonomy places the organism in Eukaryota, Phaeophyceae, Ectocarpales, Ectocarpaceae. The record is from the annotation of a GenBank genome assembly.
AUGGCAGGGAGAGCAGGCAAUCGGCCGCAACCCAGGCAGAAGAAAACUUCGCCCCUGGAGAAAACUCUUGCCAUUUUGAUUCAGAGCAUGCGAGGGAACAAGAUAGUGGUGGAAAUGAAGAACGACGCCGAGAUCUCUGGUAUCCUGGAAGAGACAGAUCGAAACAUGAAGGCAGCAACGGUAUGGUUGGCUGCGUACGGGCUGACGUGCUCGCGCGCUGGACCUGCGCCGAGCUUGUCUAUGGUGGACGUCCGCCAGACGAACCCAGAUGGCUCGGUGAGGAAGAUGGACGUGGUCUUAGUCCAAGGAAAGAUGAUCAGAUACGUCCACAUCCCCGACAAAGUGGACGCCAUCAGCAAUUUGCAAAAACACAUGCGCACGAUGGACCAGCAAGGCUACCAUCGCAACAUGCUCAAACCGAAGCUGUCACAGGCACCUCCAUAG